Messenger RNA from Dendrobium catenatum, 1894 nucleotides. RefSeq names its product (R)-mandelonitrile lyase-like. The transcript is spliced from 4 exons. The record is from RefSeq and is a predicted model, not a curated record. Gene Ontology annotation, molecular function: oxidoreductase activity, acting on CH-OH group of donors; flavin adenine dinucleotide binding. The coding region runs from base 129 to 1874 and encodes 581 amino acids. NCBI's taxonomy places the organism in Eukaryota, Viridiplantae, Streptophyta, Magnoliopsida, Asparagales, Orchidaceae.
UUUCCCUUUCUUGCGUUGUAGAAUCUUUUCGCCUCAUAUAUUCUCAGUUCCCGCUCGCGUUCUGCAUCUCUCUGGCGAUCAAACGCUCACUCACUCACCCCGAUCUUCUGAAGAUUUUCUCCAAGAAAAUGACGGAGAUAUCCUCUCUCAUGCUACCUGCCGUCGUUCUUUCCGUCUUCCUCCUCACCAUCUUCUCCAAUGGACAAGAAUCUCCGCAGUUAGGGCAACCCGAUUACAUGCGGUUCACAUUCGACGCGUCCAUGUUCCCCUUCGAGGCAUACUACGACUACAUCGUGGUGGGCGGCGGCACCGCCGGCUGCCCCCUUGCUGCCACACUCUCGGAGUCUCGCCAAGUCCUACUACUCGAGCGUGGCGGCGCACCGCAGGAAUUCCCUUCCCUUGCUAGCCAAGAAGGCUUCCUUCGCGCCCUCGUGGACACCGACGCGCCGGACUCCCCUGCCCAAUCCUUCGUCUCUGAAGACGGCGUUACGAAUUCCCGCGGCCGCGUCCUCGGCGGCAGCAGCGCAAUUAACGCCGGUUUCUACAGCCGCGCCCACCCCGCAUUCUUCGAUUCAUCCACCGUCUCCUGGGACAUGGCCCUCGUCAACGACUCCUACGACUGGGUUGAACGCGGCGUCGCAUUUCGCCCCCAUAUCCGAAGCUGGCAAUCCGCCGUCCGCGACGGCCUACUCGACGCCAACAUCACCCCUUACAACGGCUUCUCCGUCCACCACCUCCCCGGCACCAAGAUCGGCGCUUCUACCUUCGACUCUUUCGGCCGCCGUCACUCCGCCGCCGACCUUCUCAACUUCGCUUCUCCAGACAACAUCCGCGUCGCCCUCCGCGCUUCCGUCGACCGCAUCCUCUUUAAUUCCCCAUACGGGUUGUCAUCACAGCGGCGGAGCCAGGCUACGUCGGCGAUCGGCGUCGUCUACCGGGACAGGUACGGCCGACACCACUAUGCGAAGACGAGACCUGGAGGGGAGGUUAUAUUAUCCGCAGGGGCACUGGGAUCCCCACAGCUUUUGCUUCUCAGCGGGAUUGGGCCGCGCCCGUACCUCUCCUCAUGGGGAAUCCCCGUCGUCGCUCACCAUCCCAACGUCGGGCAGUUCCUAUACGACAACCCGAGGAACGGCAUCUCCAUCGUCCCCCCUGUUCCUCUCGAUCAUUCCCUCAUACAGGUGGUGGGCAUCCCUUCCGAUGGCUCCUCCUUCAUCGAGGCGGCCUCCAAUGUCGUCCCCUUCCGCUCCCCGACCCACUCAGUCUUCCUCCACAACCCUUCAUCUCCUAUCUACCUCACCGUCGCCACCCUCUUCGAGAAGAUCCCCGGUCCUUCCUCCGUCGGCUUCCUCCGCCUCGACACCCUCGACGUCCGCGACACCCCCGUCGUACGAUUCAACUACUUCUCGAGCCCGGACGACCUUGCUCGCUGCGUGGUUGGGCUCCGGCGGAUCGGUCAGGUUCUUGACGGCCGCGCCAUGGACGAGUUUCGCAUCCCCGAGUGGUGGAUCGGCGGUGCCGGGAGGGAGUUCCGCUACGUCGGUGCUUCCCUUCCGCGCAAUCGUUCCGACGACGCCGCUAUGGAGGACUUCUGCCGCCGCACCGUGUCGACCAUAUGGCACUACCAUGGCGGCUGCGUGGUCGGAAAAGUGGUGAACGGAGAUCACAGGGUAAUGGGGAUCGGUUCUCUCCGGGUUGUCGACGGCUCCACCUUCUCUGCCUCGCCCGGAACCAACCCCCAGGCUACUCUCAUGAUGAUGGGAAGGUAUAUGGGGAGGAAGAUAAUCGAAGAGAGGAGGAGGAUCAAGAGAGGUAGGAGAUCGCCGAGCACUUCUCAUGCUUGGGAGGAAACGAUGAGAAAGAAAAAUGGGUGAAAGUGGAAAGAUAAGCAGCU